AGCUAGCGCCGCGGCGCCACCAACCGUUUUGCAGGGUGUGCGGCCAGCGGAGUGGUGUUUGCUGGGAGUAACCCGUGUUUCUACAAAAUAUCGCAGUGAUCUUUAUCCCAUGGCAUUUAUAUGAUGCAGUGAGUUUUGUGGAAAACAUCAAGACGCCAGUCAAUCAUGGGAUAUGCAGACACGGCGCGCCUUCUUAGCCAUCCUUCACUUUUCACAACUGUGCCAUCGACUUCGUGAUGUGCUUCUCUUGUGUGACGUGCAGGUAGUGCUGAAAUGUAGAGCUACUCUCGUAGCUCCAGCGCAGCUACAGCUGAAUUUAAUAUGAAUAUCAUGCGCAAGCUCCUGGUGGGGGGCCACCAAGGAGGUGGCCGAGGGGGUGGAGCUACUGAAGAGGGAAGCUCUCAGAGCUCCUCUCAGCACACAGCCCUGGGCCUCAUGCACAUGCACAAGCUAUUUGCGGAGUUGACACACCCUGGUCAUCCCCUUACGCAGCAAGAACAGGAACAGAGGCUCUACAACAUGUUGCCUCUAUUCUGCAAGGUCUUCGAAAACAGCCCAGCACCUGACAUUGUGGACAAAUUCAGUGAUGUUCUUGCCUUUUCAAAGCUUGUGUCAAAGCUCAUGGUGUCAGAGAUCAGGCGACGGGCAUCUAAUCAAAGUACAGAGAGCGCGAGCAGUGCGAUAGCCAAAUUUCUGGAGAUUGAGAGCACAGAGGAGCAAAGCCGUGGCUGGAUGCUGCUCACCAGUAUCAACCUGCUAGCCUCCGGGGGUCCCCAGCUGGUGGAGGUGAUGACCUCCAGUGCCCUUCCCUCCACCCUGGUCAAGUGCCUGUACCUCUUCUUCGAUCUACCUGAGCUCAAGCAGCCGGACCACUUGGAGCCGCAUUGUGAGUUCACCGCGCGGGAGAGGCGGAUUUUGCUCCAGAAGGUGUUUGUACAGGUUCUGGUGAGACUCUGCAGUCAUGCUGCUCCGGCGGAAGAACUUGCUCGGAAGGACGACCUCACACUGCUUUUCAGCGCCAUCACCACGUGGUGUCCCCCCUACAACAACGUGUGGCGCAAGAGCGCGUCCGAAGUUCUGAUGACUCUCUCACGUCACGGACUCACGUCUCCCGUUGUAAACUACAUUCACAGCAAAGGUUGUGUCUCACUUUGUGUGGAAAACGUUCAGCGUGUCCAGGAGCUCUCCCCACUGGAAGUGGUGGAGAUGUUUGUCACAAUAUUUUGCUUCCUAAAAGAUUCCAGUGAGGUGUCACAAGUGCUUCUUGACGACUUUCGGUCCUGUCAAGGCUACGUGUUCCUCUCCGAGUUUCUUUUAAGGUUGGAACAAAAUCCUUCACAAGAGGCAUGUGAAGCACUGAGGAAUCUGGCAGUGUUGAUGACGUCUUUAACUACCUGCGGUUACUUUGAGUUGAAGCCUAGCCAAGCAAGCACGGGCUCCCUGUUUCAGAUUCCAGGGUUCACACUGCCACAGCCAUCUGGAAAAGGUACAAGUGUGCGGAACAUUCAGGCAUUCCAAGUGCUCCAGACUGUUUUCCCGAAGGCCCAAACGACGCACUUGUCAUCUCUACUUUUGGAUGCAAUCAGCACCAUCUAUCACUCAGACAAAGCAAAUUACUUCAUCUUGGAGUCCAGCCAUCCCUUAUCACAUUUUUCAGAAAAAAUUCAUCUCAAAACGGCUGAGAUUCAGGAGAAGUUCUUCAGACUGUUAGAAUUCAUUGUCAUUGAAUUGAAAUUUGUGCCAUGCAAAGAACUUAUCAGUCUCAGCAUACUUCUGAAGACAAAUAGCUCAGUGUCUUGUUCCAUUAUCUGCUUACGCACACUAGCCAACGUGUUGCAGUUCAAUGCUGUGUUUAAAGAUGUGUACAGAGAAGUAGGCCUACUCGAAGUUCUUGUUACCUGUUUACAUCGUUAUGCCACUGUUCUCAAGGAAGCUUUUCCUGAUGGCGAGGGAGAGCCAGUCGUUAAAGUCUCUAUACCAGAAGAGCAACAGCAGAUGGGAUGCCUUGUGAUGGAAAUCCUGACUGCACUUCUCAACGGAAAUUCCAAUAAUGCAAGUGUGUUCCGAGAAUGCGGAGGGGCCAGGUGUUCACACAACCUUGUGCCGUAUCGGUUAUGUCGGCAGCAAGCUCUGGGAAUUGUGCAGCAGCUCGUGCUCAGUAGCGGUGGCGAUGACGACAUGGGUACCCUUCUCGGCCUCAUGCACACUGCCAUGCCCCUCGCCCUUGACCUGAAAAACCACAUUUUAAAGUCACUCCUGUUUGUUCUUCGAGAGAGUCACCGAACGCGAACCGUGUUCCGUAAAGUUGGAGGCUUUGUGUAUGUGAUGUCGGUUCUGGUUUCGAUGGAAGGAUGUUUGGCAGAUCCCCCUAAAGAACCCUGGAACACAGUUGAAAAGAGACAGAUUGUUUCCUUACUGCGUACCGUGUUUGGGACCAUGACAGUGGCCAUGCGAUACGAGCCAGCAAAUGCAAAGUUUUUUGCAACCGAGAUAUGCCAAACCAGCCUGGCAGAUACAGUGAGACUCCUCGGUUGCUUCACGAAUGUAACUGAUGUAUCUCCACAAGGUGAAACUGCAUUCUCACCCACAGAAGAGAAUGUCUUUCAUUCGGUCUUUUUGGGACAGAGUGACGGCUGCAGUUUGGAUUUGAACAACAUUCCAGCACGUCUUGUGUCAGCUGUCAUGGUGAUGCGACUUUUGUAUGAUAUGGCAUUGGAUUCUUUUGACAAGCCAAUUGCAGCAACCAGGUUGAUGACGUGUCCUCAAACGUUGCACUGUGCAGUGCAGCCAAGCGAAGCAAACAAAAAGACAGACUCUACAAAGGGCAGCCCCGGAAACAAAAAGCCUGGUUUGGCCACCCUCAACCUCUCUCCACCAUCUCCAGAUCCACUCAUUGUUCAUCCAGGGGUUGUGGUUGCCAUGAUGCACCUCAUUCCUUCUAUUGAGAAUGGAGAAGAACCACAGAUGGAAGUGACACUGCAGCUGUAUCUUGCCGAAGUACUGCGUUCCUUGGUGCGUUCAGAACGUAACCAACAAGUGAUGUGUGAAGCAGGCCUUCCAGGUGAACUGCUCACAAAGUGCAAAGCUGGUCUGGAAGAUGAAACACACCCAUUGCACAUUCCCCUUCAGUACAUGUUGGAACGACUGGCGGCACAAGCACUGGAACCUCGGGAUCUAAGAACAUUCCUACGUCUGGGGUCUCCUCUCUGCUGCACCACUUUUGCCAGUACUGAAAACAGUAACAGUAAAACACUCGCCAAGCCUUUUAACCGGCCAGCUAACCAAAGGGAUGGUGGUCCCGUCCCCCUUACUCGUAUCAAGACCCUGGUUUCCAUGACAACACCACGAGAUUGCCGCCUACAUGGAACGCUUAUCACUCCUCCCUUCGUUGAAUUUGAAAUGGCCCCCGAGGGCUUCAGUUGCCUCUACCUGUGCAGUGUGGCACCACAGAGCGUCUCUGGACCACCGAUGGUAGGAGUGAGCAUGGUGGGUGGCGCGCCUGACAAUGUCAUUGGCGGAAUUGGCAAUGGAGACCGUAUGUUUCCACCGCAACCUGGACUGUCCUUCUCGACGUGGAUCAGCGUAGAAAAAUUCAGUGAUUCUCAUGAGGACCCGCACUCAGUUCGUUUGCUCACCCUCGUGCGAAACUUGCAUGGCCGGGAUGACCACCUUGUCUGCUUGGUCAUACAGCUUUCGUCACGUGACAAGGCCCUUCUUAUCUCCACACAGGAGAUACCACUACCUAACAUCACCGGUGCAGAUUGGGAACCUGAAGUCCGAGAGGAAGGCUGUGUUCGUAUAUGGACUCCCGAGCUACUACAGGAAGGCCAGUGGCAUCAUGUGGUGGUUGUGCUCAACAGGGCUGUCCUCAAAAACAGCUCUGUCUCUCUCUACAUCGAUGGUCAACACGUCUCAACACAAAAGAUCAAUUAUAUCUCUCAAAAUCCUGGUGGAGGUGCAGCCAACCUGACAACAGCGUCUUCCGUGUAUGGCUUCAUCGGCACACCUCCACAGUUUCGACAUCCUUCACGUCUAGUCUGGAAGCAAGGCCCAUGCCACCUACUGGAGGAUGUCACUUCACCACAAGUCGUCCACCAAGUUUACUCCCUUGGGCCCAGCUAUGUAGGGAGCAUGCAGGCAGCGGUGCUGACUGGCACUGAACCAUUAUCUCCAAUGGUGAAUGAAGAAAAAGUAGUCUUUGGUCUGAAUGCAACUGCAGUUUCUGUCAUGACCCUUGCCAAAAUUAGAAGAGUGUACAGUAAGACAGACUGUAAAUCCAUCGCCAAGAUGCUUGGGAUGUCAUCUCACGAAAAUGCAACUCCGAUUCGAAUCCUUCACAACUCUGCUGCUCAUUUGAGUGGACCUGCUCGUUGCAUUGGAGGUGUUCUGAUCGGAUAUCUAGGAGCACGGACCUUCAUUCCGCGACCUGUGGCCCUGACCUUGGAAAACAUUGGUGGUGUGGCAGUUCUCCUGGGGCUUGUGGCCAUGGCUCAGGAUGUUGAGGGACUCUACGCCACGGUAAAGGCGCUGGUAUGUGUGGUACGAAGCAACCGUGCCGCGCAGCAGGAGAUGGACCGUACAAAGGGCUACCAGACUCUGGCCAUGCUCCUGAAAAAGAAGAGCUCUUUACUGAACAGCCACAUACUGCAUCUUGCCUUCUCCCUUGUGGGCACCGUGGACAGCGGCCGCGAGACAACGGUCAUCCCAAACAUGACCGCAUUCGAGGACUUGCUUUGCAAUCUCGAGGUGUGGCGAGAUGCUCCCGGUGACUUGCAAAAGUCCCUUUACGAGCACUUUCAUGAGCUGAUCACAGAGUCCAGUGAGCAAAAGGCAAACCUGAAAAUCUUACGGGAGAUGGAAAUCAUCACUCGGCUCUUGAUGAUGCUGCGUGAACCAAGUCUGAGCACGUCGACCAUCCGUCUGCUCUGUAAUUUGCUCAAGACACUUCUCCAGAACACGAACAGAUCCGGAGACGUACUCCGGUUUGGACAGUUCAUGGUGUCUACCCUGCCAAGUUCUUCCAUUUCUGAAAAGCAUUUGAAUUUAAAGAGAGAGAUGGAUGCUUCAGAAAAUGCAGGGUCCAUGGAUGAUACUGCACUUCUCAUUCACUAUGUGUGCUUGAGGAACCGGUGCCUUCAUAUACUGCAUCUGAUGAUCUGCCAGAGCACAAAGCCUGUGAACACUAUGUUUUGUGAGGAGCUGGCGCACGUCCUCGGUUUCGAUUGGUUCCUCCUCUUCCUGCAGGGGCACUUGCACCCCACUACCAUUGUGCUUGCUCUGCAAUUGCUCACCGUCCUCCUCAGCCACCCCCCACUCAUGCAGAAGUUCCGUGAAGCAUCCUCCAAUGGCGGCUGGCUGACCGAGACGGACCUAGUUCUUCAGCAGCGGACAACUGUUUUUCUAGGCUUUAACGUGGCUGCGGCUAACAGCAAGCUGGGUAGCGGAAGUAUCAAAGCAGAAGUGUACCAAGUACCCGGAUUUCAGCAGCUGCAGUGGCUUAUGUGCCAGCAUGUAGCCAUUGCUGAUGUGCACUUUCUUCUCCUUGCCAUGCUCAUGGCACGUCCAGUGUCACGGAUUCCGUGCGGCAUGCAGUUUUCCUUGGACAACAUCUGGUCGUUCGUCUUUGGGGUACCCCCAGGACAGUCUGUCACGACCCAGGGGGAUAUAAACUCUGAACUGGUUGUCGUGCUACUGGCAAUGGUGCGCACAGUUCUCAACCAGCCUGCAGGGAAAGAGGCUUGCGUAGACGACCACCCUGUCACCAUGGUACAGUUCCUAAUGUACCUGUACCACAACAGAGCAGAUUUUGCAACUGUCUGUAUGGGAUCAGACAUCUUGUGUGCUCUGACAGCUACACUUUUUCCCAUCUGGAAUGGAGUGCAGGAAACACAUUCCCCCAUGGGUGACUUUCAGAUUCUUUCAUCGACUGAUAACGUUGAUGGCAGCUGCGGUCUCUCUAAACACCCUGCUCGCAAGUACAUAAUGGAUUUUCUGAGGGUCAUCAUCGUGGACAGUCUAUCCUUGGCAUUCCCCACAAAGCAGCCGCCCGUCACUGACCUCGUGCUAGAUGCCUUCCCAUCACAGGCAACACUGAAUCAACAGAAGGAGUUUAUAACUGAGAUACUUUCGUCUGUUAUGGAACACCUCCUUGCUGCUGAUGUAUUUCUCGGCGAGCAGGCUGCACUACCCAUUGCUGCUGGUGGAAAAUAUUCUAACAUUGCACCAAAUGUUUUCUACUUGACUUCAUGUCUUGUGGACAAAUUAUGGCAGGGUGUCUACACAAGAGAUCCACACGAGGUCCUGGACUUCAUAAUCAAGCUGCUUAGCCAGGUCAAACGCAAAGGCUUAAACAUACAAGCAGAAAGCAUGUACAAGAGCCUCAACAGAGCGUUGCUGUUCAUUUUGUCACGUCCAACAGAAUCUGUUGCUGAUCAGAUGACCAAGUUGGAGUGUUUGCAAAAAAUGAUCAUCCAUCGCUCACUUAUGGUGACAACUGCCAACUGUGAGGCAGACUUCAUCCCAUGUCUUUGCUACUGCUUGCUUCAGCUCACAGCUGAUGCUCAGAUUAGCAUGGAGACUGUAAGGCGUACCACAUGGCACAUCAACCCUGCUUCAUUCUCUGACCGUAGCCGCAAUGCUACAGACAAUAGAGCGCUGUCAUCAUCGGAAGAGGGCACACUGCUGGUCGCAGCAGCGGCUUGCAAAGUGUGGGAGAUAGUGUACCUAGCCAAAAAGCAGGUUCUAGAAGAGCUCUGCAAGGUCACCCUGCCUUCUGCAGAAGGCAGCUCGGGUCAGAUACCCGACUUGCAGUCGUUGUGGAAUGUGCUGCACGAGACGUCCUGUCGUUCGUGGAUGAACUUCCUCGACAUGGAACGUCGCAGUGGUUACACGAAGGAGGUGGUGCAGACGCAAAUACAGACUGUCAGUCAGAAACUGCAGAAGGUAACGGGAGGGCUGACACGACUGGCUAGCCGCAAGAUCAAGCGAGAGCAAACAACACGUGUUCCGCUGAGCAAUCUCACAUUCCAGGAGGUAGACAUGUGGACUCAAGUACACAUCUCGAUUGUGCAGGAGUUGGUUGACCUGCAAGUGAAACGACAUCAGCAGAAUCAACUACAUCUUCAAAAAGAUGUGUUUGAAGACUGGCUUCAGAUGGAGUCAGAGUUGACUCAGGAGAGAGGCUUGUGGGGAUCACCUGUUGGUUCACCACUAGACAAAUGGAUGCUGGACAUGACAGAGGCUGGUCCCUGUCGCAUGCGUAAAAAAAUGGUAAAGAAUGACCUCUUUUACAUCCACUACCCAUACAGACCUGAGGCAGACGGAGGCGAUAACCGAGCUCUCAAGUACAAAGUUGCUACUAGCUUCGACAGCAGGGAGUACUAUAAGCACUGGAGACCUGACAGCUUGGUGGAGAGUGACUCCUAUUCUCCAGAUGUGGCCUCUGUCGUGUCAGAAGAGUGGUCACAAGAUGGAGAUAACACAGAGGAACGAGAAAUUGGUUUUCAAGGCUUGCACUCAAAACUGCAAGUGAACCGCAGUGUCAGCGAGCAGGAUGACGAUAAUGAGAGUAUAGACCCAUCAUCAGAUGCUUCUGAGCAAGAAUACUCACGGAAAGAUGACACACCAGACAACCAGUGUGUUCUGCGGCUACUAGAAGAGGGCGAGAAGAUUACGCACAUGUUUCGCUGUGCUAGAGUCCAAGGCUUGGAUACUUAUGAAGGGCUGCUGCUAUUUGGAAAAGAAUAUUUCUACGUCGUAGAUGGGUUCACUUUGUUGAAGACGAGGGAGAUCAGAGAUAUUGAUUCGUUGCCUGCCAACAUGCAUGAUCCUAUUAUUCCAAACUCUUCGCCAAAGAAUAAACACCAGAAACGAAUAUGUAGCAAGUUUUCUUAUGAUGACAUCAGAGACGUCCACAAGCGCCGUUACCUUCUGCAACCGAUUGCCUUAGAAGUGUUCUCUGCUGAUGGGCGGAACUACCUCUUGGUGUUUCCUCGCAAAGUACGCAACAAAGUCUACGCUCGGUUUUUGGCUGUAGCCACAGCAAUAACAGAUAGUGCCCAAGAGUCCCUGGCGGGACAACGUAGAGGUGCCAACGUUGAGUCUGGUGCAAGCUUGCUGAGCAACCUGAUAGGAGAAACGUCAGUUACUCAAAGAUGGCUUAGGGGAGAAAUUAGCAACUUCCAGUACCUGAUGCACUUGAACACAUUAGCAGGGAGAUCCUACAAUGACCUCAUGCAGUACCCUGUUUUUCCAUGGGUACUUGCUGAUUAUGACUCUGAGGAGCUGGACUUGAAUGACUCUGCAACAUUUCGGGACUUCAGCAAACCCAUGGGAGCGCAGACUAGCGAUCGCUUGGAACAGUUCAAAAAGCGAUAUCGAGAGUGGGAUGAUCCUCACGGUGAAACGCCGCCAUACCACUAUGGUACGUUUUACUCAUCUGCAAUGAUAGUUGCUUCGUACCUCGUUCGCAUGGAACCUUUUACGCAGCACUUCUUGAGACUCCAGGGUGGUCAUUUCGACCUCGCUGAUCGGAUGUUCCACAGCAUCAAGGAUGCCUGGCUGUCUGCUUCCAAACACAACAUGGCCGACGUGAAGGAGCUCAUUCCAGAGUUCUUCUACUUGCCAGAGUUUCUGUUGAAUAGCAAUAGGUUUGACUUGGGCGCUAAACAAAAUGGUGUUCAACUUGACAACAUUGUUCUGCCAGCCUGGGCAAAGGGAGACCCAAGAGAAUUCAUACGAGUACACAGAAUGGCACUGGAAAGCGAUUAUGUGAGCGCGCACCUGCACGAAUGGAUUGAUCUCAUCUUUGGGUACAAGCAGCAAGGGCCACCGGCAGUUGAGGCCGUCAAUGUCUUUCACCAUUUGUUUUAUGAGGGAAAUGUUGACAUUUACAACAUUGAUGACCCUCUCAAGAAAAAUGCCACCAUUGGUUUCAUCAACAACUUUGGACAAAUCCCUAAGCAGCUAUUCAAGAAACCCCACCCUGCGAAAAAGUUGACCAACCGGACAAGCGUGGUUGAUCCUGGACCAAUUAUGCCAGGUUUAAGUUACUGCCAUGACAAGCUCUUUUUUCAUAACCUCGAUAAUUUAAAACCAUCCCUUCAUCCAAUCAAGGAGCUGAAGGGCCCCGUUGGGCAAAUCAUUCAGCACGAGAAGUCAGUCUUAGCCGUGGAGCAGAACAAAGUUCUCAUUGGACCACUGUACAAUCGCUACGUGGCAUGGGGAUUUGCGGACUACAGCCUUCGAAUUGGCCCAUACGAAAAUGACCGUGCUUCCUUCGUGUGGGAAGAUGUGCCUUCUGGAGAGAUUCUUUGUUGUUCAUGUCCUGACAGUAAAAUCAUCAUCACUGCUGGUACAAGUUCGGUGGUGACGGUGUGGCAUUAUGACAAGAAGAAACUGACCCUGAAGCGCAACCUGCAUGGCCACACUGAGCCCGUCACGUGCCUUGCAGCUUCCAGGCCCUACAACAUUAUAGUUAGUGGCUCCAGAGACUACACCUGUAUCGUAUGGGACCUCAGCCGUUUAGUAAUAGUGCGUCAACUGCGAGGUCACUCUGCUCCUGUGGCUGCUGUCGCCAUCAACGACCUCAUGGGAGACAUAGCUACGUGUGCUGGAACAUCCAUCACGCUGUGGACCAUCAACGGCCAAGAGGUUGCCAGCGUUAACACAGCCACUGGACGCAGCGAUCGCCUGCAGCAAAUCCUCUGCGUAGCAUUUUCUCAGCUCAACGAAUGGGACAACCAAAAUGUCAUUAUGACUGGGUCGAGCGAUGGAGUUGUCAGGAUGUGGUCAGCAGAUUACAUCCAGAUACCUGUAGAGGACAAGAAGGAGACAAGCUCUCUAGCACCUGCAGAUGUGACCUCCCCAGAGAAGGCACCUUCCAAUGCGCAUAUUUCAAACCCUGGGUCACCCGAUCAACAAGAGACAAUGAAAGAAAAAAUAGUGCGCAAAUUGAGUGCCGUAGACACAGAAGACGUAGACAGCUUCCGGGUACAGGGUGCACCUUCUGUGCUCGUCAAGUGUGACUCAGAGAGCUCCUUGUCGGAUGAGGAUGCUGACUCUGUGAAGAGCUUUGGCAAAGGUCGAACGUCUCCACCGUCUGCAUCCACUGCAAACGCUAAAUGGAGACAAGAUGAACGCCGCCCGUCGCUGCUGCAGCAUUCACAAACUGUUGUUGGUCUGCUCAAUACUCAGAAUCCUAAAGCUGCUCUUGAAGAACACCAGGUUACAAAAUCCACGCUAACAAUUCCGCAACACUCAAAAGACUCUCAGGAGAGUCCAGAUGACGCCAAGUCGGCCACACUGAGGAUGAGCAAAUCUGAAAACUCACUGACGGAUUCAUUUGUGAUGAUAACAGAAGCGGAUGUCGUGGAUGCCGACAAACACGCAGAGAUGAGACGUGCAGGAUGGCGAAGAAACGUCCUCAGAGAAGGCUUCAGGUGGACCUGCCAACUUGUGUUUCGAAGCAAACUGACAAUGCACACUGCGUUCGACAGGAAAGACAACACCGAACCAGCGGCAGUAACUGCGCUGGCUGUUUCUAAGGAUCACAAGACUGUGUACGUGGGUGAUGCACGGGGUCGGAUUUUUACGUGGAGCGUGACGGAACAUCCGGGACGAGCAAUCGCAGACCACUGGGUGCGCGAUGAAGGAGGGGACAGUUGUCUUGCAUGUGGAGUACGUUUCUCCUUCUCAGAAAGGAGACAUCACUGCCGCAACUGUGGCCAGCUUUUCUGCUCGAGGUGUAGCCGCUUCGAAUCGGAGAUAAGCCGGUUACGGAUAUUAAAGCCGGUGAGAGUCUGCCAGACCUGCUACACUUCCCUCAGAUCAACAGGAGAUACCUAAGGCAGCAGUAGGGUUCUAGUCAGACAUAUCCGUGGACAUUCCGUAGUCGAUGUAAUAUAGUCGCCCCUGGUUGUAAAUACCGUUCCUGUACAUAAUACGUGUUGUGUGUUGUUGUGGUCCAUUGACCAGUCUCACAAGAGAGAUAGUAGGUAGUAGCAGUUGAAACUUGCUUGAUAAAAGUGAAGCAGCUAUCAUGCUUUUGUGACAGACAGGUGUUACUGUAGAUCAUGUAGAACCACCAAAGUAUGAAGUGAUAAAUUAUAUGGACUGUGUAAGUCAAUAAAACAAUAGAACUGACUACUAGCACAUUUGUAGAGAAGCUUUAAUUUCAAAUUUGCUUUAUUUAUGCAUUUUUCCCCUUUAUUUACACCCCUGUGUUCACUUUUACAAUAUAAAAAAUAAAUAUUUCGAUAUGCAA
Ornithodoros turicata is the source of this 11263-nucleotide messenger RNA. RefSeq names its product WD repeat and FYVE domain-containing protein 3-like (gene bchs). The record is from RefSeq and is a predicted model, not a curated record. Bases 322 to 10845 code for a protein of 3507 amino acids. Gene Ontology annotation, molecular function: metal ion binding; protein binding. The transcript is spliced from 69 exons. NCBI's taxonomy places the organism in Eukaryota, Metazoa, Arthropoda, Arachnida, Ixodida, Argasidae.